Messenger RNA from Schistocerca gregaria, 774 nucleotides. It is a transcript of the gene Rpb11, whose product is annotated as DNA-directed RNA polymerase II subunit RPB11. The coding region runs from base 166 to 519 and encodes 117 amino acids. Gene Ontology annotation, molecular function: protein dimerization activity; DNA binding. The transcript is spliced from 4 exons. The record is from RefSeq and is a predicted model, not a curated record. Gene Ontology annotation, biological process: transcription by RNA polymerase II. Lineage: Eukaryota; Metazoa; Arthropoda; Insecta; Orthoptera; Acrididae. Gene Ontology annotation, cellular component: RNA polymerase II, core complex.
CACGAAUUGAUUGAAGUUCCUUGACAAUAUUAUAGAAGAGGCCAAGAGAGAAUAGCGGUGGGUGAAGUCGCGUUAUAUUUGUUAUGUUGUGUAAGUAGUUAGUGUCAGUUGGUGAGGACAGCGUGUGUACUGUUGGUGCCUUGGAAGGAGAUAUAAUUUUGAAAUAUGAACGCACCUCCAACAUUCGAAUCAUUUCUCCUUUUUGCUGGAGAAAAGAAGAUAAUAAAAGAGCAAGAUACGAAAGUGCCAAAUGCAGCGAUAUUUACUAUCAACAAGGAAGACCACACCCUUGGAAAUAUGAUACGAAACCAACUGUUGAAGGAUCCAAAUGUUUUAUUUGCUGGUUACAAAAUACCACAUCCACUAGAGCACAAGUUUAUACUUCGUAUCCAAACUACAUCUGAUUACUCACCGCAAGAUGCACUGACACAUGCAAUUACUGAUCUGAUUGCUGAACUCUCUCUCUUUGAGGAAAGGUUCAAGGAAGCGAUAAAAGAGAAGAAAGAUGGAUUGGAUUAAUAUUACCAGAUGCUUGAAAUGCUGUACACAGCAUGUCUAGCGACAUGAUUUUAUCAUCUUCAUUAGAUCAGUUAAUGUUCCUUAUUGUUCUCAAUAUGUAUAUUUGACACUCUCAAUGGUAUGGAUGUACAAAGAAAACAAGUAUUAUUUCCUUCCAGUCCAUUUUAUUCAUAGUUCUAGAUUAAUACUAAGAUGGUGGAAUGAAAUGUUUGUUUUAUAAAACUUAUUUUGUAUAAUAAAACUGUGUGAUGUGUA